This is a messenger RNA of Nicotiana tabacum (common tobacco), 2740 nucleotides long. Its product is annotated as BEL1-like homeodomain protein 2. Gene Ontology annotation, biological process: regulation of DNA-templated transcription. NCBI's taxonomy places the organism in Eukaryota, Viridiplantae, Streptophyta, Magnoliopsida, Solanales, Solanaceae. The record is from RefSeq and is a predicted model, not a curated record. Gene Ontology annotation, molecular function: DNA binding.
AAAAGUAUACUCUAUUCUUGUAACUUCAACUCUCUUUCCAGAAGGCGAUUGCAGAGACAACAAUCACUGCAACACAUAGAGUAACAAAGAGAGACAGAGACAGAGAAAGAAAGAGAAACAACAGACAGAGAGAAGAAUUUGUUCAUUUGUUAAGGAUGCUUUGGUUUUGAAAUCCCACAGAAGCGAAAACGAUAUCUGAGAGCUGCCUUUGCAAUCUUUAUUUCCGACCUGCACCUCCAUGAGAGGAGCAGCCAAUUACAGCGAAAGAAGGAGGUGGGUUAAUUUACGGCGAUGGUGGAGGAGAAAGAGAUGAUUAGAUGAGAUGGUCAUACACUUUAACAAAUCUAAGGCCGUCCAUAAUCCAAUUCAGCUCCCAAAAAAGUCCAUUUCUUUGGAUAAUUCUAUGUCUCAAGAUUAUCAUCACCAAGGUCUUUUUAGUUUCUCGAGUGUAUUCGAGAAACCUCAAAACGAACAACAACAACACAUCGCUCACCAGAUCCGACAGGAAAAAUUAAGAGUAGAAGGGUUCAAUCCGCCACCGCCCUUGGUGGCUAUUGAAGAAGAACAAUCAAGUGGACUUCAAGUUUAUGGGACCGCUGGAAUGUUGUCUGAAAUGUUCAAUUUCCCUCCCGGAACAACCACAGCCACGGCAACUGAGUUGCUUCAAAAUCAAUUAACUCAAUGUUAUAGACACCCGAAUCAACGGCCACAGCAGCAGCUACCUUGGACAACCAACCUAGGAAGUGAGUGGUUCAGUAACCGACAAGGGAUGGUAGUUGGUGGAAGUUUGCAGGUACUAAGUGAAUCAAUUGAUAAUUUGAAGGAACUGAAUGACCGUAAUAAUAUAACUGCUCAUUAUCAGCGUCAGCACAACCAGAUAUCAAGUAUAAAUGCGGCGGAGUCAGCCAUGAAUCUUUUCGCUAUGAAUCCACAGCCAAGGUCACCCUCACCAUCUUCUUCACAUCCUACCACUACAACUCUUCAAGGGUUUCCUAAUGCAGGAGGAGGGCAUUUCGGUCAAUUCAUAUGCGGAGGAGCAAGUAACACUGGGAACAACUUUACUAAUGAAAUCGGAGGGGUAAAUGUAAUUGAAGGGCAAGGUCUUUCAUUGUCCUUGUCAUCUUCUUUACAACAUUUAGAAGCAGCCAAAGUAGAGGAUCAAUUAAGAAUGAGUGGGGAAGAAAUGUUGUUUUUCAAUCAAGGAACAAGUGAAAAUCAUCAUCAUCAUCAAGUUCAUGUUGGUUUUGGAUCUUCACUAGGACUAGUGAAUGUAUUGAGAAAUUCCAAGUAUGCCAAAGCUGCACAAGAGUUGUUGGAAGAGUUUUGUAGUGUUGGGAGAAGCCAAUUAUUCAAGAAGAACAAAGUUUCCAGGAAUAACAACACAACAACAAGCUCUAACCCUAAUUCUAAUAACCCUAGUCGCAGUAAUAAUCAUAAUACUAAUUCAUCUUCUUCAAAGGAUCUCCCUCCUUUGUCAGCUGCAGAUAGGAUUGGGCACCAGAGAAGGAAGAUCAAACUUUUGUCCAUGUUUGAUGAGGUGGACAAAAGAUACAACCACUAUUGCGAACAAAUGCAGAUGGUAGUAAACUCAUUUGAUCUAGUGAUGGGUUUUGGAGCAGCAGCUCCAUACACAGCACUUGCACAGAAAGCCAUGUCUCGGCAUUUCAAGUGUCUAAAAGAUGCGAUAGCAGCGCAAUUGAAGCACAGCUGUGAGUUGCUGGGAGAAAAAGACACCACCACUUCGGGAUUGACUAAAGGAGAAACGCCGAGGCUUAAGCUGCUCGAAAAAAGCUUAAGGCAGCAGCAAACGGCAUUUCAUCAAAUGGGAAUGAUGGAUGCAGAAGCUUGGAGACCACAAAGAGGCUUGCCUGAACGCUCUGUCACCAUUUUAAGAGCUUGGCUUUUUGAGCAUUUCCUCCAUCCGUACCCAAGUGAUGCAGAUAAGCAUCUGUUAGCACGACAGACUGGUCUCUCCAGAAACCAGGUAUCAAACUGGUUCAUAAAUGCCAGGGUGCGGUUGUGGAAACCCAUGGUAGAAGAUAUGUAUCAAAAAGAGGCUAAAGAAGAGGAAGACGAUGAGAUGGAAAAGAGCCAAAACAGUAGCAAUAAUAUUGCACAAACACCAACGCCUAAUUCCUCUACCAAUACAAUAACCACAGGAACUGGAACAGAAACAAAAACAGCUGCCACUGUCGCAGCAACAAUAUUAACAGUUGCUUCAGACAAAAGAUCCGAAAUUAAUGUCCUAGAAAACGACCCUUCAAUUGUUGCAAUGAAUAGGCUUUGUUUCUCGGAAAACCAAGCACAACAUCAUGAGUCUUCCUCUAUGGCAACUCAUGAAAUGGCUCACAACAAUUUCCCGGCGAUUCAAGAUUCCGAUGACAUGUCCCGUCGGGAAGCUGUUUCCGGUGUUGAAUAUGGGACCACAAAUAUUAUGGCUAAUUCAGAUAAUGGAACAAGGGUGAUAAGAUUUGGGACCAGUGUUGCUGGUGACGUUUCACUCACCUUAGGACUGCACCAUGCAGGGAAUCUACCCGAGAAUAGUCAUUUUUUUGGUUAAGCUGAGAUUUUGAACGCUGCUCAUAAAUGAAUCAUGAUAUAUUAGCACCACAAUAAUUAAUUUAUACCAAAUUCUACUAUAGCAAACCAGAUUUUGGGGACACAUAAUUUUCUCUCUAGAUAAUGUUAUUUUGUCACACGCCUUUCAGAAGAUAUAAUGAGAAACAGUUACAUUAUCUUA